Messenger RNA from Stomoxys calcitrans (stable fly), 1487 nucleotides. It is a transcript of the gene Alg1, whose product is annotated as chitobiosyldiphosphodolichol beta-mannosyltransferase. Gene Ontology annotation, cellular component: endoplasmic reticulum. The transcript has 3 exons. Gene Ontology annotation, molecular function: mannosyltransferase activity. The coding region runs from base 61 to 1413 and encodes 450 amino acids. The record is from RefSeq and is a predicted model, not a curated record. NCBI's taxonomy places the organism in Eukaryota, Metazoa, Arthropoda, Insecta, Diptera, Muscidae.
UUCAUUUGCAUCUUUUAUAGUUUGAUCUUUGCAAUAUUUUUUUUUAUUUUUCCAUUUAAAAUGGUUGAACCAAAACCAUGCAGACGAAAUGUUUGUAUAGUCGUUUUGGGAGAUAUUGGUCGCAGUCCACGCAUGGAAUAUCACGCGACUAGUUUCCUGGAGCACAACUAUAAUGUGGACUUGAUAGGUUACGUGGAAAGUAAACCUUUGGAGGUGUUGUGCUCCGCACCUGGAUGUAAAAUACACGAGCUUACGCCGGUACCGGUAACCAACCUGACUCCUAUGUUGAAAUUGAUUUUUAAAACAAUUUGGCAAACUCUAAGCCUUAUGAUAGCAUUGGCCUCAAUAAGGCGGCCAAUAAACUUCCUGCUGCUACAAAAUCCCCCUGGUAUACCAGCACUGGCAGUAUGCUAUCUGUACUGUCUUUUGACACGGACAAAAUUCAUAAUAGACUGGCAUAACUAUACCUAUACGAUAUUAGCGCUUGGAAUGGCUGGGGGAGAGAAGAAUCGAUUUUGCCGGGUGGCAAAGUGGAUUGAAAAACAAUUCGGUUCCAAAGCGGACGCCAACUUUUGUGUGACACAGGCAAUGAAAGAAGAUCUGACAAACAACUGGAACAUAAGCAAUGUCACAGUUUUAUAUGACCGGCCACCGCCGCAAUUUCAUCCGGUCGAUUUAUCGGCCAAACAUGAGUUAUUCAUGAAGCUUUCAAAAGAGUAUCACCAAUUUUUACCAACUCGUUAUGAUGAUCUAAAAGAAUCGGGGGUUUUAGAGUGUACUGCCCUGACGCAAAAGCUCAGUAAUGGCAACGUGCUUUAUAAACCACAACGAAUGGCUAUAUUGGUAUCAUCCACCAGUUGGACGCCAGACGAAGACUUUAGCAUUCUUUUGGAAGCCUUGAAGGUCUACGAAAAAGAAGCCGCAAAUAGGCCGCAAAAUUUUCCUUACUUACUGUGCAUAAUAACUGGAAAGGGACCUCAAAAGGAAGACUACCAGAAGAAAAUUGAAAUACUGAAAAUGUCUCGUGUUGGUAUAAUAACACCGUGGUUGGAAACUGAAGAUUACCCGACAGUCUUGGCUGCUGCCGACUUAGGUGUCUGUUUGCAUUGGAGUUCCAGUGGCUUAGACCUCCCCAUGAAAGUUGUGGAUAUGUUCGGUUGCGGCCUACCAGUUUGUGCCUACGGCUUCAAAUGCAUUAAUGAGCUGGUAAAACCGGGACAAAAUGGAUUUAUUUUUCAAAACAAGCAGGAACUUGCAGAACAAUUAAUCUUCUGGUUCGAAAAUUUUCCCAGUAACCCUAGUCUUAUUGAAUCCAAAGAGAUAUUUCGAAAAAACAUGUUAACAUUCCAAUCAUUGAGAUGGCACGAAAACUGGUCCAAUGUGGCUUUGCCAAUAUUUAGCACUUAUAUAUGACUAAUAAAUUUUAUACAUUAAUAUAAGGAAAGAAGAAAAGUUAAUAAAUUAGUGAAACUUAAACUUAAACUAAA